Trichomonas vaginalis G3 is the source of this 1224-nucleotide messenger RNA. Its product is annotated as protein serine/threonine kinase protein. The coding region runs from base 1 to 1224 and encodes 407 amino acids. Gene Ontology annotation, molecular function: protein kinase activity; ATP binding. The transcript has a single exon. Gene Ontology annotation, biological process: protein phosphorylation. The record is from RefSeq and is a predicted model, not a curated record. NCBI's taxonomy places the organism in Eukaryota, Parabasalia, Trichomonadida, Trichomonadidae.
AUGCCGAAAACAGUCGGUGACUACAAACUCCUCAGAACAAUUGGUGCAGGCUCUUUUUCGAAGGUCAAAGAAGCCAUCAAUACCAAAACCAACAAAAAAUAUGCUAUUAAAGUUAUUAACAGGCAAUUAGUUGCCCAAAACAAUAUGGAUAAGCAAUUACGCCGUGAAAUCGAAAUUAUGAGCCAAAUGGAUCAUCCUGGACUCAUCAAGCUUCAUGCCGUCAUGCAUUCUACCGAAAAUAUCUUCUUAGUCCUUGAUCUUGCAACAGGAGGUGAGCUUUUCUCCAAGUUAGCUGACAAUGGCCCACUUCCAGAAAAGAAGGCCAGAAAGUAUUUCCAACAGCUCAUUGAUGCUCUUGAUUAUAUGCACAAGCAUAACGCUGUUCAUAGAGAUUUGAAGCCAGAAAACAUUCUUCUCGACAACGACGAAAAUCUUAAGAUCGCAGAUUUCGGACUUUCCAUCAUGUCAUCUGCUGGUGAUACAUGCUACACAAGAUGCGGAACACCAAAUUAUGUUGCUCCAGAAAUCUUCUGCCAGGAUGGCUAUAUUGGUGCUCCAGCUGAUAUCUGGUCCGCUGGUGUUAUUCUUUUCGUUAUGCUUAGCGCAAGUCUUCCAUUUGAUGCACCAAAUCUUCAAAAUCUUGCUAGACAGAUUAUGAACGUCAGACUUGAAUAUCCAUCAUACUUCCCAGCUGGUGCUGUCGCCCUCAUGAAGAAGAUCCUUGUUGCAGACCCAUCAACUCGUGCUACAAUGGAACAAAUCAAAGCUGACCCAUGGUUCGCUACAGAUUACGUUCCAGUCACUUCCAGUACAAUACAGGCAACUAAGGUCGAUGAGGAAGUCUCAGUUAAGAAGGAUGAACAAGAAGAAGAGUCAAUCAACGCUUUCGAGUUAAUUGCAAAGAUGUCCGGCGUCAAAAUGGAAAGACUUGUCGACACUACAGCACAGACUCCAUCUACAACAUCAUUCUCUACAAACAAGAAGGCUGAGCAGAUUGAUACAAUUAUUAAGUCUGCUUUGUCUGGUUUGAGAGCUAAGAACGUCCAAAACAAUACAGCUAAGAAGACUUGGAAAGCUGUUAUUCCAGUUGCCAACAAUUCUGUUCAAAUUAAGUUCGAAAUUGUUACAAUUACAACUGAUACAUAUCUUAUUGAUAUUAUCAGACUCAGUGGUUCCGUUUUCGACUUCCACAGAGUUUACAGAACACUUAAGUCCAAAUUCUAA